AGCGCAAUAUUUCGUUUAAAGGAAAUGUCAAACCUGCUUAACCUAUAAAAUAAUAUUUAAAAUUUAUUUUCUUAAUUUUAAAAUGGAUCAAAGUGUUGCGAAUAACCGAUGUAAAUAUUGUAAGGAAGAAUUAACAUUAUAUCAGGAAUGCUUAACCUGUAUUAAUUGUAAUGAGGGAACCCAUACAAAAUGUUCAAAAAAAGGGUCUGUUCCUGGUGGUUUAAGCGGAGAUGUUUUUUUUAAAUAUACUUGCUCAGAAUGUUCUUCGACAAGUACAGAAGUUUUUGUUAGAGAUAAAAUGCCAUGGGUACAAGUAAUUACUUUGAUUUUGCAUCAUAUGCAAACACGAACGCCUGGAUUAGCUAGGAAAGGUUAUUUUCAUUGGAAAACACACAUCGCUACUUUCAUUACAAAAUAUUGGGAUGUCUUAUUUAGUAAAGAUUUUAAACGAAAGAAAAAAUGGAUGGGCACUGUUGCGGGAGCUUUAUCUCAUAAUAGCCCGUUAAUAUUUUCAUCUGGAACUUCAGCUGUUAAUGAUCAAGGAUGGUGGACAUUAACAUAUCCACAAUUAUUACCAAAAAUUAUUGUUGAUAUCAACUCAGAAUUUAUAUCAAAAAAAUUAAAAUACAAGGAAAACAAAGUUUUAAUUUAUUCCGAUGUGAAUUUAUUUGAAGAAAUAGCUGUCGAGAAAGGGAUAAAACGUGAAUUUCUUGAAACUGUCAAUAAUAGUGAGAUUUCUAAAAUGGUUUUUGUUAAAGAAAGUAUUCCGGAUUCUUCAUCUAAAAAAAUAAGGAGUGAAAUUGAGAAAAUAAAUGAAGCAUCACCUAAAAAGUAUAUAAAAUUAGAUAAUCAUAUUGACCAAGUUAAUAAAAAAUCUGAUUUAAUAAUGGAUAAAAAUAAAUUAUAUAAAAAACCUGGAAACUUUUUAGAUCCAUUCAUUCAUUAUAAUACAUCAUUAAAAAGUAUUUCGCAUUUUAUUGGUGCAAAAUUAAGUGUAAAAUUAACUGGGACGAUUCGUGAAGAAUUAAUUUUAUCACCUUACAGCGGGUUAUAUUUAAAACCUUAUAUUUUAAGAGACACAGAAAGUUUUCCAACAUGGUUACAACUAAUGGCAGAAAUUCAGUUAAAAGGAAAUGAAAAAAACGAAAAUUUUAUUUUACAGCCAAGAUAUCCUAUCGAUUAUACUUAUGUUCAACCCAGUCAUAUUCCAGCUAUAAAUAGUUUAUGUAAUCAAUUUUUUUGGGAAGGAAUUGAUUUAACCGAAUCGCUUCAAUAUCCAGAUUUUAGUUGUGUUGCUUUGUACAAAAAAUUAAUUGUUGCUUUUGGAUUUAUAGUACCAAACGUAAAUGUUAAUGAAAAUUAUUUGUCGUUUAUUUUUACAAGACCUGGAUGGAGAAACGCCGGACUUGGAAGAUUUAUUAUUUAUCAUUUAAUACAGACCUCAUUAGGUAAAGAUAUAACAUUACAUGUAUCAAUAACAAAUGCGGCUUUGUUACUUUAUCAAAAAUUCGGUUUCAAAGUGGAAAAUGUCGAAUUGGGAUUUUAUGACAAAUAUCUUAGAAGAGAUACAACCGAAUCUAAACAUGCUUUCUUUUGUAGAUUAGAACGUUAAUUUAUUAUUUUUUAUAAAUAAUUUUUUCAUUAAAUAAAUUAAGUUUAUAUUAAUAAUAAAAAAUAUAUAUAAAAUUACAGUAAAACUUCGAUAUAACGCAAUGGUGUCCACUAACUUUUGAUCAAGAUCGACCGAAGGGUUUAAAGUAACCUUCCUUUUUUUUGCUCUGAGGCCCAGAUAUAGAUAUUUCAGAUUCAUGAUUUUCUUGGCGAUCGACGUUAUGACCACCACUGAUUUAGAGCUUAUAAAUAAAAAAUGGUAAUAAUUGAGUUC
Onthophagus taurus is the source of this 1885-nucleotide messenger RNA. NCBI's taxonomy places the organism in Eukaryota, Metazoa, Arthropoda, Insecta, Coleoptera, Scarabaeidae. The record is from RefSeq and is a predicted model, not a curated record.